This is a messenger RNA of Cavia porcellus (domestic guinea pig), 2590 nucleotides long. RefSeq names its product homeobox B2 (gene Hoxb2). The transcript is spliced from 2 exons. Gene Ontology annotation, molecular function: RNA polymerase II cis-regulatory region sequence-specific DNA binding; DNA-binding transcription factor activity, RNA polymerase II-specific. The record is from RefSeq and is a predicted model, not a curated record. Gene Ontology annotation, biological process: regulation of transcription by RNA polymerase II. The coding region runs from base 1127 to 2209 and encodes 360 amino acids. Gene Ontology annotation, cellular component: nucleus. Lineage: Eukaryota; Metazoa; Chordata; Mammalia; Rodentia; Caviidae.
UUUGUUUGUUUAGACUCAGCACAGUGACAAACAGCACUUUUUUCUGCGAGGGAACCCCUUUCCCUGUGUGUUGACCUCAGCUUUGAGAGUUAAAUUCACAGCUACCAGGCUCUGCAGAUGCUCCUGUGUGUAGAUGCAGAGGUACAUGCACCAGGCCUGAGGCUCCAAAGGUUGCAUCUGUGUCUCAAACCCUCCUGUUCUGUUGUGGGGUUCGGGUGUCAUAGAAGGGCAUAGAUGCCCCCAAGAGGAAGGCUGGUGGACAGCUCCUUGGGGCCAUAUUGUCAACACUGGCAGAGAAGGGAACCCAGGCCACAGGCUGAGCCAGCGAGGGGGCCCCAAAGUGCCACUCACUUUUACCAUCUCACUCCAAGGGGCAGUUGGGGAUGUCUGUCCAUUUGCUCCCAAGACUUAACUGAUGCUUUUAGGGCCCCAGGGUGCGCUGGAGGAGCUGCUGACUGUGAAUCCCCUCUUUGCCUGGUCUGUAGCUUAGCACAGGCCUUCCCCAAGGGGUGGGAGCCUCUCCUUGGGCCUCCCACAUCAAGAGAUCCUCAUCUUUCUUUUGGGGAGUGGGAGAGAGGGAGAGAGGUUAUUGCUGGCCAUGCAAAGAAAGCAUAUAGUGACUCUUAAAAUCUUCGGGAAAGAGGGCUAUUUCUUCCCUGUAUUCAGUGGCUUGCCAGGGGCCCAUCAUCUCUCCUCCCCAGGAAGGAGGAAGAGAUUCCUCGGGCUUUUUCUGCAGAAGGGGGGAGGGGUGGAGGGGACAGUGGUGUAGGGACAGGGGCUACUCCUGUCCUGGUCCUCUGGAGUUUUUGCAUCAAUUAAAGCAAAUAAUGCUCUGUUUUCCACCAGGCCCAGACCAGCCAUUGGCCGAGGCCAGUCCCGUGACCAUGAAUUCCCUGCAAUUUUGCUGGAGUCCUGGGUUUAAUAGAGAGUCCCCACACGCUUGUAUUUAUCAGCAAUAUAUAAUUAUAAAGACCCAAAAUUAAAAAAAGAGAGAGCAAGAGAGCAAAAUCUCCCUCUUCCAAAAUCGCUCCAUUGCAGAAACCUGGGGGGGGGCAGGAGGGGGGCCCUUCUGAUCCUCCCUCCUGACGUCCCCCCCCAGCAGCCCCCUCCCCCACCAUUGAAAGCCAUGAAUUUUGAAUUUGAGAGGGAGAUUGGUUUUAUAAACAGCCAGCCAUCGCUUGCCGAGUGUCUGACUUCCUUCCCCGCUGUCUUGGAGACAUUUCAAACUUCAUCAAUCAAGGAGUCGACAUUAAUUCCUCCUCCUCCUCCUUUCGAGCAAACCUUCCCCAGCCUCCAGCCUGGCACCGCCACCCUUCAGAGACCCGGGAGUCAAAAGCGAGCCGAAGAUGGGCCUGCUCGACCACCACCUCCGCCGCCGGUCCCCACCGCCCCACCGGCUCCUGAGUUCCCCUGGAUGAAAGAGAAGAAAUCUGCCAAGAAACCCAGCCAGUCCGCCUCGUCUCUGGCCCCGGCCGCUGCUUCUGUCCAGGCCUCUGGGAUCGGCUCGCCCGCAGAUGGGCCGGGACUGCCGGAGGCCGGCGGCGGGGCGCGCAGGUUGCGCACGGCGUACACCAACACGCAGCUGCUGGAGCUGGAGAAGGAAUUCCACUUUAACAAGUACCUGUGCAGGCCGCGCCGCGUCGAGAUCGCGGCCCUGCUGGACCUCACCGAAAGGCAAGUCAAAGUCUGGUUCCAGAACCGGCGCAUGAAGCACAAGCGACAGACGCAGCACCGGGAGCCGCCCGAAGGGGAGCCCUCCUGCCUGGGCGUGCGGGAGGACGCCGGCGACUACGCCGAGGACCCCGAAUCCAGCCCGGGUGACCCCUCAGCCUCCGACUCCGCCUCCAAGGGGGCGCGGGACGCCUGCUUGAGCUUGGCCCAGAUCGCGCGGGGACUCCCGGGGGUGCCGGGCCCCGGACCCCUGGCUGCUCCCGCGGAGGCUGCGGGUGCGCCGAGCCCCGAGUGCGCGCUGCGCGGAGCCGCCGGGCUGGAGGCCGAGCCCUCGCCCGAAGACGCCUUCCCCGAGCUCCAGGACUCGCCUUUCCUGCCGGACCUCAGCUUCUUGGCCGCGGACUCCAGUCUCCAGCUGUCCGGCGGAGGCCUCUCUCCCACCCUGCAGGGCUCGCUGCAUGGCCCGAUCCUUUUCUCCGAGGAGGAGCUGGACUUGGUCACCAGCUCGCUGUGCGCCAUCGACGUGCAGUUUCCCUGACCCGCGGUCUCCUGGCCUUCCUGGCCCCCACUCCGUGCCGGCUGUGGGGAGAAUCGAGCCUCCUCCGCUCCCACUCGCAUUUACUUAUGUUUUUCCUAAAAAUCCAGGUAUUACUGAAUUAGCUUUCCAUCCAUUCCCCUGCCUCUUUGUUUUUAAAUCACGCACGAAAAUUCCGUUUGGUGGACCCUUUCCAACGAAAUCUCAGGAAUAAUGAAAUUUGGGGGGUGGGUUUUCUUAAAAAAGAGCUAGAGGGACUUAUUUUCCUUUUUAAGUUUUAGGCCGUAGAUUAUUUAUUAAAAAUUCUUUAAUAAUAGGAAAAGGGGAAAGUAUUUAUCGUACAUUAUUUUCAUAGGUUAAAUAAAUGUCUUUAUAAUACGAAAA